Helianthus annuus (common sunflower) is the source of this 2400-nucleotide messenger RNA. Its product is annotated as putative disease resistance protein At3g14460. The transcript is spliced from 2 exons. Lineage: Eukaryota; Viridiplantae; Streptophyta; Magnoliopsida; Asterales; Asteraceae. The coding region runs from base 1 to 2400 and encodes 799 amino acids. The record is from RefSeq and is a predicted model, not a curated record. Gene Ontology annotation, molecular function: protein binding.
AUGAAUGAUUUGGCCACAUUUGUUGCCGGAGAGUUCUUUUCAAGGGAUGACAAUCGGAUGGCGACGGAAGAUUUAGCAAGGUACCGCCACAUGUCAUUUAUUCGUGAUAAAUAUGUAGCUUACCACAAGUUUGAGGACUUCAAGAGAGCUAAAGGUUUGAGAACAUUGUUGCCGGUAAAUGUUGGGGUGGAUCAAAGUUGGGACAAAUUUUACUUAUCCAGCAAGAUUUUGGCUGACUUACUUCCUGAGUUACCGUUAUUAAGGGUUCUUUGUUUGAGUCGUUUUAUUAUAAGUGAGGUACCGAAUUCCAUUGGUAGUUUGAAGCACCUGAGGUAUCUUAAUCUAUCUCAUACAAAUAUUCAAGAGUUGCCUGACAAUCUUUAUAAUUUGCAGACAUUGAUAGUUUCUGGAUGUAAAAGUCUGACCAAUUUGCCUAAAAGCUUCUUUAAACUCAAAAGGCCGAGGCAUUUUGACAUAAGAAAUACUCCACUUUUGAAGAAGUUGCCUUUGGGAAUUGGUGAGUUGAAAAGCCUACAGACUCUCACUAGGAUCAUCAUUGGAGGAAACAGUGGCUUUGCAAUAACCGAGCUUAAGGGAUUAAAGGAUUUGCACGGGGAAAUUUCCAUCGAGGGUUUGAACAAAGUGCAAAGCUCAAUACAUGCACGUCAAGCAAACUUAUAUUUAAAAGAGAUUAGCAAGUUAGAGUUGAAAUGGGAUGAUGGUUCUGGAAGUGAAACACUUGAGACAGAGGUUCUCAAUGAGCUAAAGCCCAGAAAUGAUAAGUUGAAAAUGCUUGAGGUUGAGUGUUAUGAAGGAAUAGAGUUUCCAAAUUGGGUUGGGGAUCCGUCUUUUAAUCGGUUGGUUCACGUGUCGCUACGCACUUGUAGGAAAUGUACAUCUAUACCGCCACUUGGGCGACUACCUUCACUUGAAAUUCUAAGGUUUGAAGAUAUGUCGAGUUGGGAGGUAUGGUCAACCAAUGGUGAGGUAAUGUUUCCAUGCCUUCGAGAACUUCAAAUAAAAAAAUGUCCCAAUUUGAUUGAUGUCUCACUUGAAGCAUUACCUUCACUAAGAGUAUUAACAAUAAUUGAAUGUUGUGAAAGUGUGCUGAGAAGUCUGGUUCAAGCAGCCUCAUCAACCACUAAAUUGAAAAUAAGAUCAAUUUUAGGGCUUACGGAUGAGGUGUGGAGAGGUGUUAUAGAGUAUCUUGGGGCGGUUGAAGAACUAAGCAUACAACAUUGUGAUGAAAUAAGAUACAUGUGGGAAUCAAAUACAGAGGCAAGUAAAGUUCUUGUAUAUUUAAAGGAAUUGAAGGUAUCUGAAUGUAAAAAAUUGGUGAGUUUAGGAGAGAAAGAGGAAGAUGAGGAUAACAUUGGGAGCAACCUCCUAUCAUCUCUUAGGAUUUUGGAUGUAAAGGAAUGUAAGAGUAUGGAGCUUUUGUGUUGUCCAAAUAGCAUUGAGAGAUUAGUUAUCGAAUGGUGUAGUUCAGUUAGACACGUCUCCUUCCCAAGAACAACAACAACAGGUGGAGGAGGGGAAAAUCUCAAGUCACUUACUAUACAUGUAUGUGAAAAUCUGAAAUCAAUAAAUCAAUUGAGUAACUCCACUCACCUCACCUCUUUGUCAAUAACUUAUUGUCAAAACAUGGAGUUAUUUUUUGAUCUUCAUCAGCUAUCAAAUCUCACCUCGUUGUUUAUAUCAGGUUGUGAAAGCAUAGAGUCAUUUCCUAACCUCCAGCUGCCAAAUCUCGCACAUCUGGGCAUAACAGGUUGCAAAAACAUGAAGGCAUUUGGCAACCUGCAGCUACCAAAUCUAAUCAGUUGGUGGAUAGAAGAUUGUGAAAAUCUGGAGUCAUUUCCUGACCUUCAGCUAUCCAAUCUCACCAUGUUACAACAUAUGCGUAUCACAACAUGUCCAAUGACUGAUGCUUCCUUUCCUCGUGGGCUUUGGCCUCCCAAAUUGGUUACACUUGAAGUAGGGGGGUUGAAAAAGCCCAUCUCAGAAUGGGGCAAUCAGAAUUUCCCAGCUUCCCUUGUUCACCUAACAUUACAUAAUGAACCAGAUGUGAGGAAUUUUAGUCAAUUGUCCCACCUUUUCCCUCCUUCUCUUACUAGUCUGCACAUAGGAAAAUUUGAUAAACUAGAAUCACUUUCAACGGGACUCCAACACCUCACAUCCCUUCAACAUCUCACCAUUUACAACUGCCCAAAGGUGAACGAUCUACCAGAGACGUUGUUACCUUCGCUUUUGAGUUUAAGAAUACCUUUUGGAUGCCCAAAAUUGAAAGAAAGGUGUGAAGGAAGAGGCUCCCACUACUGGCCCCGAAUCUCUCAUAUCCCCAAAAUCGAAAUAGACUUAGGGUACUUUUAUACUGAAGACCCUCUAAUUUCCAUAUGGUAA